This is a messenger RNA of Microtus oregoni (creeping vole), 2457 nucleotides long. It is a transcript of the gene Eva1c, whose product is annotated as eva-1 homolog C. The coding region runs from base 946 to 2250 and encodes 434 amino acids. The transcript is spliced from 8 exons. Gene Ontology annotation, cellular component: extracellular region. Lineage: Eukaryota; Metazoa; Chordata; Mammalia; Rodentia; Cricetidae. Gene Ontology annotation, molecular function: heparin binding; carbohydrate binding. The record is from RefSeq and is a predicted model, not a curated record.
ACCGAUCUCUUGAUCUACGAGUGUCCAAAUGUGAACAUCGCGCUUAGUCAAGAGGGUCAUAUAGAUGCGUGGCCCAUUUUAAAACAAAGCUCAAUUAUAAGCGCGCCGCGGCUAUUUAUUCCAGCCUAGUCUCAGAUCCCCGAGGGCUGCUGUCAACUAGCACCCGCAGGAAGCUCCAUUCCGGGUACGGAACCGAGUGACCGGUUUGAGACCUUCAGCUUGUUCAGGUCCAAACUGCAAGAGCCGAGGCAGAUCGCGGGGUGACGAGUGGAGGAACGAGUCUCCCAUUUGGUGUAAUGGGACGUACUGCGUGCUUGGUGGCUGUACUUCAAGCGCUGAAGGUGGCGGGGAUAGUAAUGUCUCUAUCUCAGGGACCCCCAUCUUCCCACGGUCCCCGAUCCCGCCUGACCAGGGCUGCACGCGAUGCGCUGGCUCUAAAGUGCGUCACAGACCGCACCGGCCGUGCUGCUCCACCGGCUUGGGUGAGGUUGGCGCCGGGCCAGCACGGGCUGGGCCAGCAGCGCCUGGGCCAUCACCCCGCCUAGAGACCCGGGCGUGGAAAGCGCUCAAGUUGCGCAGCACCGGGAUCGCAGCCGGGGACACUCUCCGCUAGGGGCUAGGCGCCCCAUUGGUCUCGGCAACUCUCCGGGGCACUAGGUGACACCCCCUCGGUUCCUUAGGCGCACGGAGCUCAAGAGAUUUCUUCAGGAUAAACUACGCGGCGGCCUCCCUGGGCUCUUUGCCCCGCCCCGGGUCUCCGCCCCCUCCCUUUGGCUAGGGAUCCUGGACCCGGCGGCGACCACUUAAGAAGCUCGAGCAGCCAGGACCGAGAGGCGGCUGGGGGCCGCGGAGCCGCUGGCCAUCGACUCUCACCGCCAUGUGACACGGUCCUCCGGCCUGCUAUCCCAGUGCCAGCAGCGCCCGCUCCCUGCCGCGCUGCGCAUCAUGCGCCCGCCGCCCGAGCCCCAACCCGCGCAGAAUCCCGGCCUCCGUAGGCAGGUAGAGCCUCCUGGGCAGCUCCUGCGUCUCUUCUACUGCACGGUCCUGGUGUGUUCCAAAGAGACCUCCGCACUCACCGAUUUCUCUGGUUACUUAACCAAACUCCUGCAAAACCACACCGCCUAUGCCUGUGAUGGGGACUAUUUGAACCUACAGUGCCCUCGGCACUCAACAAUAAGUGUCCAAUCGGCAUUUUAUGGGCAAGAUUACCAAAUGUGUAGCUCCCAGGAGCCCACCUCCCAGAGGGAAGACAACCUGACCUGUGUGGCCUCCACCACUUUGCAGAAGGUGCUGGAUGAAUGCCAGAACCAGCGGGCCUGCCACCUCUUGGUCAAUAGCCGCGUCUUUGGACCAGACCUUUGCCCAGGAAGCAGUAAAUACCUCCUGGUCUCCUUUAAAUGCCAGCCUAAUGAAUUAAAAAACAAGACCGUGUGUGAAGACCAGGAGCUGAAGUUGCACUGCCACGAGUCCAAGUUCCUCAAUAUCUACUCUGCCACCUACGGCCGGAGGACCCAGCAACGGGACAUCUGUUCCUCAGAAGCUGAGCUGCUGCCCCCCUUUGACUGCCUGUCUUACACGGCGUUACAAGUCCUGUCCAGGAGGUGCUAUGGGAAGCAGAGAUGCAAGGUCCUCGUCGAUAACUACCACUUCGGGAGCCCCUGUCUUCCAGGAGUGAAAAAAUACCUCACUGUCGCCUACGCCUGUGUUCCCAAGAACAUACUCACAGCGGUGGACCCAGCCGUUGCUAAUCUAAACCCUUCUCUGAAGAAAGAUGAUGAAUACGGUAUAAAAUUCGACCCAAGUGGAUCGAGGGUUGUGCGGAAAGAUGGUGUUAUUGUCAGCAACUCUCUGGCUGCGUUUGCUUACAUUCGAGCCCACCCCGAGAGAGCUGCCCUGCUGUUUGUGUCUAGUGUCUGCAUCGGCCUGGUCCUCACGCUGUGUGCCCUGGUCAUCAGAGUGUCCUGUGCCAAGGACUUCCAGGAGCUGGGACAGGGACGGGAGCAUCUGGUGCUAGCGAGUGACAAGGCCGAGGAAGACAGCGAGGAGGAAGCGGAAGAGGAGGAGUCCUCGGACUCCGAGUUUCCUGCGGAACUGUCCAGGUUUUGUAGGACUUCGUAUCCAGCCUACAGCUCCAUAGAGGCCGCUGAGCUGGCAGAAAGGAUUGAGCGCAGGGAGCAAAUCAUUCAAGAAAUAUGGCUGAACAGCGGCCUGGACUCCUCAAUCCCGAGGAACAUGGGCCACUUCUACUGAAAACCAGACACAUCUGGAUGAGAUCAUACUUCCUGAAGAGGGAAGGAUCCAGAAUGCCCUGUCUCCCCACCCCUCUUGUACCUUCUAUGAAGGAGAAUCUGUCAUGUCAUCCAAGACGGGUGAAGCAGGAAAGCUGCCAAAGGGACGUCUCUCUGUUUACAGCACCCCAGAAUAAAUGAGGAGGAAGAAGACUUGGUGUCUUGUACU